Gastrolobium bilobum is the source of this 1243-nucleotide messenger RNA. RefSeq names its product large ribosomal subunit protein uL3c. Gene Ontology annotation, molecular function: structural constituent of ribosome. Gene Ontology annotation, cellular component: ribosome; chloroplast envelope. The coding region runs from base 107 to 979 and encodes 290 amino acids. The transcript is spliced from 2 exons. Gene Ontology annotation, biological process: translation. The record is from RefSeq and is a predicted model, not a curated record. Lineage: Eukaryota; Viridiplantae; Streptophyta; Magnoliopsida; Fabales; Fabaceae.
UAUAGGAUAAGAGUUCAUAAUUUAUUGCUUUGCUGUGUCUGUCUAUGGCUUCGAUUUUCCUUCUGUGAGAUACAGAUACAGAUACAGAUACAGAUAGUCGUCAGUCAUGUCAAUCUUAUCCAUUUCUUCACCAAUCUCCCGUUCUUAUUAUUCGCCAUCAGUUUCAUUUUCAAUUUCUCGCGUGCCAUGUUCUAUUUCAACAACGGUUGUGCCAUGGCAAAUGAAGAACCCGAACCCGAACCCAUUUGUGAAAUUGCAAGGAGGAGGAGGAAGAAAAGGGAAAGGGAAAGGGAAAGGUUUGGUGGUGGUUAUGAGCAUGGAAGCAGGUAUUGGAGUGAUGGGGACCAAGUUGGGAAUGAUGAGCUAUUUUGAAGAAGAUGGAGUGGUUGUUCCGGUCACAGUGGUUGGUUUCAAAGAAGGCAACAUUGUCACUCAGAUAAAGUCUGAAGCUACGGAUGGGUACAAUGCUGUGCAGGUUGGUUACCGAAGGCUCAGAGACCGCAAAUUAACCAAACCCGAAAUGGGUCAUCUCCAAAAGGUUGGGGCCAUUCCCAUGCGCCAUCUUCAGGAGUUUCGUCUUCAAUCCGUCGAUGGCUUCGACCCUAACCAACGUCUUAUUUUUGAUGAAAUCUUCAAGGAGGGUGAUCUCGUUGAUGUCUCCGGCACCACCAUUGGCAAGGGUUUCCAAGGUGGAAUCAAGCGUCAUGGGUUCAAAAGGGGUCCAAUGAGCCAUGGUUCUAAGAGUCAUAGACAACUAGGAUCAAUUGGUGCUGGAACUACACCUGGCCAUGUAUACAAAGGAAAGAAGAUGCCUGGUAGGAUGGGAGGAAAGAAGAGGAAGAUAAGAAAGCUUAAGAUUGUGAAAAUUGAUAAUGAUCUUAAUGUGGUAAUGAUCAAAGGUGCUGUCCCUGGUAAGCCUGGAAAUCUUCUGCGGAUAACUCCAGCCAAGAUUGUCGGCAAGAACAUUCCAAAGAAUUAGCAUCUCUCUUUUUUCUUUUAACUUCGUAUUGGCUUUGAUUAAUUUAUCUGUAACUGUUGUGCCCCCCUCCUGUUAGCCCCUCAGUUCCUAGUUUCUGUAUACUACUCUUGCCCUUCUCAACCCAUUGGAUUGACCGAGUUAUACUGUUCCCUUCGAUUAUGAAUUCAGUAUCUUACCCGGUCAGCGAAAAUCUGUAUUUUCUUGGGAAUACGUUUUAUAUAAAUUGAGGCAUCUUCCCUGGCAAAAAAAAAUGACAUUUAUUUG